GUACGCUGUUUACAAGUUUUGGAUCUCUAUUACCCCGCCGGUACAAUUCGCCGUCCCCGUCGGUUGCGCUCUGAACCGAGCAAGCUCGCGAAGGCGGCGGCUAGCCUUUUUCUAUUAAACAAUUGCCUCAGAAGAAUCACACAUUAACGAAUUUCUUUCCGCCAUGGAAGACGAAGCAGAAAUCUACGACGGCGCCCGAGCUCAGUUCCCUCUCACCUUCGGCAAACAGUCCAAAUCCCAAACCCCUCUCGAGCAGAUCCACAACGCCACUCGCCGUUCCGCCACCGCCGCUACUGCCAGCAACGAAAGCGACAAAAAGUCUUCAUCCUCCAAACCCUCGUCUGAACCCGUUUCUCCUAAACCUAGGAUUGGGCCCUCACGGCCGCCGCAGUCGCUAGCGAAUUCCGAUUCCAACCGCGAGGAAGACGAUGACGACCGGGAUGUCCCCGUCGGGCCACCUCCUCCGCCACCUGGGCAGACCGUGGAUGACGAUGACGAUGGCGAAGCUAUGGUCGGACCACCGAGACCGCCAUUACGGGCUGUUGAUGACAGUGAUGAUGAUGAUGAUGGUGAGAUGGUAGGACCGCCAAGACCAACUGCACCGGUGUCUGACUCGGAUGAGGGUGAAGAUGAAGAAGAGGAGAAUCAGCAUCGAAUUCCUACGAGCAAUGAAAUUGUUCUCAAGGGCCAUACUAAGAUCGUUUCAGCACUUGCAAUUGAUCAUUCAGGGUCUAGAGUUCUUUCGGGAAGUUAUGACUACACUGUCCGCAUGUAUGACUUUGGAGGGAUGAACUCAAGUUUGCAGUCAUUCCGGCAGCUAGAACCAUCUGAAGGUCAUCAAGUUCGUCACAUAAGUUGGAGUCCUAGUGCUGACAAAUUUUUAUGCGUCACUGGUUCUGCUCAGGCUAAGAUAUAUGAUCGAGAUGGACUUACUUUAGGCGAGUUUGUAAAAGGGGACAUGUACAUUCGCGAUUUGAAGAAUACCAAGGGUCAUAUUACUGGGUUGACUUGUGGCGAAUGGCAUCCCAAAGCAAGGGAGACAGUUUUGACAUCAUCAGAGGAUGGAUCUCUGCGUAUAUGGGAUAUAAAUGAUUUCAAAAGUCAGAAGCAGGUCAUCAAGCCAAAGCUUGCUAGACCUGGAAGGACUCCAGUGACCACUUGCACUUGGGACCGUGAAGGGAAGUACAUCGCUGGAGGGGUUGGGGAUGGUUCUAUACAGGUAUGGACUCUCAAGCCUGGAUGGGGAAGCAGACCAGAUGUGCACAUAGAGAAGGCUCAUUCUGAUGAGAUCACUGGGAUUAAGUUCUCCAGUGAUGGAAGAAUUUUACUCUCCAGAAGUUUUGAUGGUUCAUUAAAGGUUUGGGAUUUGCGGAAAACGAAAGAGGCUCUCAAGGCAUUUGAGGAUCUUCCUAAUAAUUAUUCUCAGACUAAUGUUGCUUUAAGCCCUGACGAGCAGCUAAUUUUGACCGGAACGUCUGUUGAAAGGGAGAGCCCAACUGGAGGUUUGUUGUGCUUUUUUGAUCGUUCAAAACUCGAACUUGUUUCGAAAAUUGGUGUCUCCCCAAACAGUGUUGUGCAAUGUGCUUGGCACCCUAAGCUUAAUCAGAUUUUUGCAACGACUGGAGAUAAAGGCCAAGGCGGAACUCACAUCCUUUAUGAUCCAACCCUGAGUGAGAGAGGAGCUCUGCUCUGUGUUGCUCGUGCUCCGAGGAAAAAAUCGGUGGAUGAUCUUGAGAUUCAGCCUGUUAUCCAUAAUCCUCAUGCACUGCCCUUAUUUAGAGAUGCACCAAGCCGCAAGCGUCAGCGCGAGAAGAUACUGAAAGAUCCCCUCAAGUCUCAUAAGCCUGAUCUUCCCAUGACUGGGCCAGGACAUGGUGGGAGAAUUGGCUCAAGUAAAGGAAGCAUGCUGACUCAGUAUCUGAUGAAGAAAGGUGGAAUGCUCAAGGAGACAUGGAUGGAGGAAGAUCCUAGGGAAGCCAUACUCAAAUACGCUGAUGUUGCAGCUAAGGAUCCGAAGUACAUAGCUCCUGCAUAUGCAGACACCCAACCUGAACCAGUAUUUGCCGAGUCGGAUUCUGAAGAUGAAGAAAAGCGCUGACCGCGCAUUAGUGGUCCUUUACCUGCUUUGCUAACAGGCGAUACAGAACACAGUGAUGGAUCAACUUGGAAUGUUGCACGACCUGAAGGUGUUGUAGAAGCUAACUGAAUCCCAGGGUUCCAGACUCAGACGUAGCUUCUAUACCUAUACCAUUAUCAAGAGAGUCUGAUGCUACACCAUAUGGCCGCUUCCAUUGUCCAAUGUUGUUGUCCAUUCCCCGCCGCCUCUUCCGUCUUGUAGAAUUCACAACUUUGUAAAUUUUUCGACUCGGAUUAAAUUAGCACUGUAUUUUUGUUUGUGUACUCCCUGCCCUGGAGCUAUUAAAUACUACACUAAAAUGCGAAGCUAGUCUCAUGUAGUUUUAUUAUCUGAACCGUGAUAGGAUCGACCUCGGCACAUUGGUGGGUUUGUUUGUCAACUUGUAAUUUGUUUCAUGUGGCUGUGGUGAGGGUGUUCAUCUUGGUAGGCUAGGGGUGUUCAAAUGGUGUAUUAUCAUGGUAACCGUUUUAACAGGUAGUAUUUGGAUAAUUGAUUUGGUUUGAUUAAAAUUUUUAGCUUGUUAGGUUUAGGUGGUUUGGUUUGAUUUCAAACACUCU
Messenger RNA from Linum tenue, 2694 nucleotides. NCBI's taxonomy places the organism in Eukaryota, Viridiplantae, Streptophyta, Magnoliopsida, Malpighiales, Linaceae. The record is from the annotation of a GenBank genome assembly.